Messenger RNA from Stegodyphus dumicola, 1458 nucleotides. RefSeq lists its product as uncharacterized. Lineage: Eukaryota; Metazoa; Arthropoda; Arachnida; Araneae; Eresidae. The record is from RefSeq and is a predicted model, not a curated record.
AUGACGGAGGUGCGACAGUGGCAUCACGUCCCAUCUAAACAGAACCAUGUGGAUCUCAUAUCAAGAGGUGCUGAUCCGGUCAAACUUCAACUGUGUGAACUGUGGUGGAGUGAUCCCCUAUUUCUUCUUCAACCUGUGAUGACUAAGUGCCAAGAUGAUAUCCCUGAGGAGUCCGAAGAACUGUAUCUUCGCGAAUUAAAACCACCAGCAGUAAGUGAAAUAUGUGCACUUAUUAACACUUAUGAGCCAUUAGAUGUCAUCAAUAAUUGGUCAUCUUACAACAAAUUGCUAAGAGUAGUGGCUUGGUGCAAGAGAUUCUUGCAUAACACCAGGCAUCCAUUGCAUGCUACACGCGGAACGUUGACAACCAGUGAACUUUCUAGUGCGUUAUUGUGUAUUGUGAAAAACGUUCAAAUGACUUCAUUUGUGACAGAAAUCCAGUGCUUAGAAAAGGGUUCUCCUAUUCCUUAUAUAAGUAAACUAUUGAAUUUGUGUCCCUUUUUAGAUCAUGAAGGAGUACUCAGAGUGGGUGGCAGACUGAAAAACAGUGCUGAAACAACCCUAUCACUUACAAGGAGUAAAUUUUGGAUUGUUUCUGCAAGAAAUUUAAUUAGAAAAAUUAUAUUUAAUUGUAUGAUUUGUAAAAAGGUAAAUUCUAGGUCUGUGCAGCAACAGAUGGCUGACUUACCAGCUGCGAGAGUGACCAUAUCAAGAGUUUUUGCGAAAACAGGACUCGAUUUCUGUAGUCCAUUUCUGGCCUUGCACUUUGAAAUUGUUAAUGGUUUAACAAGUGCAGCAUUUAUAGCAGCACUUAAACGCUUUAUUGCCAGGCGAGGUAAACCCUCAGAUAUUUUUAGUGAUAAUGGCAGAAAUUUUGUGGGUGUUCAUAGAGAAUUAAGAGCGAUUUUAAAAUCAUUAUUUAGGGAUAAAAGUGAGGAAGAAAUCGAAGGUUAUUUGGCUAAUGAAGGCAUAAAUUGGCCUUUUAAUCCUUCCUCUACUCCUCACUUUGGAGGUUUAUGGGAAGCUAGUGUGAAAUCCCUUAAAUAUCACUUAAAACGUGUGGUGGGAAAAACAAUUCUAACUUAUGAAGAAUUUUUUACUCUGAUUGUUCAAAUUGAAUCUGUACUUAAUUCUCGCCCUCUGUGUCCCAUAUCAAAUGAUCCAAAUGAUGUAGAGGCAUUGACACCUGCUCACUUUCUUAUUGGUUCAUCUUUAAUUGCAUUACCUAAAUGGUAUAAAGGAAAAGUAGAAAUGAAGCAAGGAGAUUUAGUUUUAGUAAAAGAUUCGGAUAAUUACUCUCCUUUAAAGUGGCAUUUAGCACGAAUUAUUAAAACCCAUCCAGGUCAAGAUAAUAUUAUUCGAGUUGUGACACUUAAAGAUAAAAAUGGAAUCUAUAAAAGGCCAAUGACAAAAAUUGUACCUUUUCCUUUUGUUAAUGAAAAAGUUUCAGUUACUUAA